UACUGCCCCAGGAAUUCCAGGAUGCAGGGAUGAUGUGUGCCUGGGAUGCAGGGAGGACGUGUACCCCGGAUCCUGGGAUGCAGGGAUGACGUGUGCCCAGGAUCCCAGGAUGAUGUGUGCCUGGGAUGCAGGACCGAAGUCUCUGUCCCCAGCCCAGAGAAGGAUUAUUUUGGCUGUGCCACGGGGACCACCUUGGGCUUCCCUCCAGGGAUGCUCACGCCAUACCCUAGCCCGGGCACCUGGGUCCCCUCACCAAGGGGUCUCGAGUGGGAUGGGACUUCACAGCACAAAGCCAACCCCCCACCCAAAAAGGACAAAACCCUCCCUUCCCCACACCCCAUCAUUGGAGCUAGGGGGUUAUCACAUGCCCUGUAGCAUCCACUUCAGCAUCCUUUCCCCGGGCUCUUGGGCCGCCUUGGUAAUGGUUGAGACCUGGAUCUGACCGUAAUGGAGCUGAAUUGAUUUCAUCUGGCUAAUUAGGCAGUGCAGGCAGGGCCCUGGCAGCUCCUUUGUUACCCACUGCGACCUGAGAUAAGCACGAGGAAAGUGGUGUCACAGGGGAAACUGACGCACGGUGCAAGGUGGGAGCAGCCGGUGGGGGGGUCCGUGGCAGUUGCCGAGGGGCUUGGGGCUGGCAAGGCGCACAGCUGUGCCGGGUGGCCAGGGCUGGAUGCGGCAUGAUGAGCGCUGGAGGAAACCGGAGCUGUCCCCAGCGUCCUGUGGCUCCCAGCCUGUAAUCCAUCCCCAAACCCUGCAGUGGGGCUGGAUCCAGCCCCCAGACUGGGGCUCUGGUCCCUCCAUCUGGCCCCAAAUCUUUGCUGAGGGUCCAGCACCAGGGACUUGGGGAGCCGGCGUGGGCAGGAUCCAGUCCCGCUCGAGAGCAGCCCAGCUGGCAGAGCCCCCCACCUGCUUCCUUGGGGUCUCUCUAAUCGCUGCCUGUGCUGAUUUAUGGCCUUUUUCCCUCUUAUCUAAUUUGAGGAAGGAACAAGAUUACAACCUUGAGCUUUUCCAGCCCCGCGCCGCAGAUAGCCGCAGACCAACGCCCCAGAAGGGACCAUACACGGUGGUGACACCCUCCCCCCCAAGCAAGUCAUCUCCGCAUCCAAACUUCCUGAGAGUGGCUCUGGCCCUCCCUCCACUUCCGACGGCUGCGCUGUGCCGUCCCGGCCGGCUGAGGCAACGGGCCAGGCCAGCCCCGCGUGGGGGGCCAUCGCACCCCAAACCCUACCUGCCACCACGGCCCCCGGCCAGGAUGGUGCUGUGGGCCGCGGUGCUGGCUAUGCACGCCUGCCUCCUGGCCGCCCUCCGCCCCAGCGACCCCAAUGUCUGCAGCCACUGGGAGAGCUUCACAGCGGCGGUGAAGGAGUCCUACACCAAACCCCACAUCGUGUCCUCCACCGAGCCCUGUCCCAGGGUGCUGGGCUCCCCCCUGCCCUGCCUGCAGCAGAGGAUAGUGUACCGCACCGAGUACCGGCAGGCAGUCCGGACCGAUUACCGGAGACGCUACCAGUGCUGCCUGGGCUACUAUGAGAGCCGGGACACCUGCGUCCCACGCUGCACCCAGGAGUGCGUCCAUGGCCGGUGCGUGGCUCCCGACCUCUGCCAGUGCGAGCCGGGCUGGCGGGGCACCAACUGCUCCAGCGAGUGUGAUGAGCAGUCAUGGGGGCCGGGCUGCGGACACCGCUGCAACUGCCACCAUGGGGCCCCCUGCGACCCUCUGAGCGGGGUCUGCUCCUGCCCCCCUGGCUUUGCCGACCCACUGUGCCACCAGCCGUGCCCACUCGGCACCUAUGGCCAGGGCUGCCGCCUGCCCUGCCCCUGCCACAACCGGGCCCCCUGCAACGCCUCCACCGGCGCCUGCCUCUGCCCCCCGGGGCUGGCCGGCCCCCUCUGCGAGGUGCACUGCCCCGAGGGGACGCCCUGCAGCAACCCCUGCCCUUGCCAGAAUGGGGGGAUCUGCCACCCCGCCAGCACUGGGACUUGCGUCUGCCCCCAUGGAUGGAUGGGGGAGAUCUGUUCUGUGCCGUGCCCCCCCGGGCGCUUCGGUCCCGGCUGUCAGGGCGAGUGUCGUUGCCACAACGGGGGCCACUGUGACCCCCAGGGGGGACAGUGCCAGUGUGCCCCCGGCUUCACCGGAGAGCAGUGCCGGGAGAGGUGCCCGGUGGGGCGGUACGGGCAGGAUUGCCGGGAGAGCUGCGACUGUGCCAACGGGGGCCAGUGCUUCCACGUGGAUGGGGGCUGCCUGUGCGAAGCCGGCUUCCAGGGCAGCCGCUGCGAGGAGCGGCUGUGCCUACCCGGCCUCUACGGCCUCCACUGCCAGAGCCGCUGCCUCUGCCACCCCCAGCACAGCCAGAGCUGCCACCCAUUGCUCGGGGAGUGCGUCUGCCACCCUGGCUGGGCUGGGCUCUUCUGCAAUGAAAGUUGCCCCCCCGGUUCCUUCGGGGCCGGCUGCCUGCAGACCUGCCUCUGCCUCCAUGGGGGGACCUGUGACGGGACCACCGGCCGCUGCCACUGCCCCCCCGGCUACACGGAUGAGCACUGCUCCUCCUUGUGCCCCUCCGACACCUUUGGGAUGAACUGCUCGGGACGCUGUUCCUGCCAGCAUGCCCUCGCCUGCUCCCCCUUCGACGGCUCCUGCCUCUGCAAGGAAGGCUGGCACGGACCUGACUGCUCGAUGCCAUGUCCCACCGGCACUUGGGGUCCCAGCUGCAACCGGAGCUGUGAGUGCGCCCAUGGGGCUGCCUGUGACCCCCAAAGCGGGACCUGCAGCUGCCCUCCAGGCUGGCAGGGCCCCCGCUGCCUGCAGCCCUGCCCGAACGGGACGUUCGGGGUGAGCUGCGGGCAACGGUGUGAUUGUGCCCAUGCCGACGGCUGCGAUCCAGUGACCGGAGAAUGCCGCUGCUUGCCGGGCUGGACAGGGCCGCAGUGCAAGCAGGGUUGUCUGCAUGGCUUCUGGGGCCGAGGCUGCCUCAUGCCCUGCUCCUGCCGCAACGGGGCCGCCUGCUCACCCCAGGAUGGAUCCUGCACCUGCGCCCCAGGGUACCGUGGCCCAACCUGCCAGCGCCCUUGCCCGCCCGGCCGCUACGGCAAGCGCUGCUCCCUGAGCUGCUCCUGCGCCAAUGGUUCCUCCUGCCACCCCACCAAUGGCUCCUGCCUCUGCGCCCCGGGCUGGCAUGGCCCCCGCUGCUCCCAACCCUGCGCCCCUGGCUCCUGGGGGGAUGCUUGUGCCCAGCCCUGCCUGUGCCACCAUGGGGGGACAUGCCACCCUGCUGAGGGGACAUGCCACUGCCCAGCCGGCUGGACAGGGACACUCUGCAGAGAAGCCUGCCCCCUCGGGACCUUCGGGCUCCAGUGCGACCAGCUCUGCCACUGCCCCCCCAACGUUACCUGCCACCCCGCCAGCGGGAUGUGCUCCUGCGCCCCGGGCAGGAUCGGGCCCCGCUGCGAGGCUGGGACCCCCGAGCAGCCCUACACCAUCGUGCCGGCCCCCCCGGCAGGCUACAGCUCCCUGGGGGUGGUGCUCAGCCUGGUGGCCCUGGUAGCAUUGCUGGUGGCCCUGGUAGCUGUGGCCUUCUGUUACCGUCACCGGCAGAAGGGGAAAGAGAGCCGGCACCUGGCUGUGGCCUACACGGCGGGACAGACAGACACCUCCGACUACGUGGUGCCAGAUGUUCCACUGAGCCACCAUGCGCACUACUACUCCAACCCCAGCUACCACACACUGUCCCAGUGCACGCUGCCAGCCCCCGGCCCCGGCGUCCAGGACAGGGCCAGCUCCCUCAAGGUGCCCAGCAUCCAGCUCUUCCCAGGUGCAGAGAGACUCUACGGCCCCGAAGGCAACGCCACACUGCCCCCAGACUGGAAGCACCUCGGCGCACCGGCCCUGGGCCCCGGGGGGGGGCAGCUGGACCGGAGCUACAGCUACAGCUGCAGCCUGGGGAAGUAUAACAGCAAAGACCACCCCCCGGACGGCCUGGGGGCCAGCACCAGCUCCCUAGCCAGCGAGAACCCCUACGCCACCAUCAAGGAGCUGCCCCCUGCCACCGCCAAGGCCCCCGAGGGCAGCUACAUGGAGAUGAAAUCCCCUGUCCAACGGGAGAUGUCCUACGCCGAGAUCGGGCUCCUCGAGGAGCCGUCCCAGGAGGAGAGUUGCCCCGGGGGGGCCGAAGGCGUGACCCCCGCAGACCCCCCCAGCCAUUACGACUCCCCCAAGAACAGCCACAUCCCCAGCCACUAUGACGUGCCGCCCGCCCGCCAUUACCCGCCGUCCCCCCCGCUGGGCAGGAAGGACCGCUGAGGGACUGUGGGGACCCCCCCACACCCCACCCCGGGGGGGCCGGGGUACCCCAGGACUGUCCCUGUCCCCGAGCCCGAGGGGGACGCAGGCUGUGAAUAAAGGGGUUGUCGGUGCGGUG
Aquila chrysaetos chrysaetos is the source of this 4415-nucleotide messenger RNA. It is a transcript of the gene PEAR1, whose product is annotated as platelet endothelial aggregation receptor 1. The record is from RefSeq and is a predicted model, not a curated record. Gene Ontology annotation, cellular component: membrane. Bases 671 to 4297 code for a protein of 1208 amino acids. Lineage: Eukaryota; Metazoa; Chordata; Aves; Accipitriformes; Accipitridae. Gene Ontology annotation, molecular function: protein binding. The transcript has 24 exons.